Messenger RNA from Phytophthora sojae, 312 nucleotides. RefSeq lists its product as hypothetical. The transcript is spliced from 2 exons. The record is from RefSeq and is a predicted model, not a curated record. NCBI's taxonomy places the organism in Eukaryota, Oomycota, Peronosporomycetes, Peronosporales, Peronosporaceae. The annotation marks the transcript as partial.
ACUGUCCUCGACACGCAAGACAUCCACGAUUGGCUGCUCAAGUGGAAUAAGGCUCGUCGGGAGCAACUCCGUGCUUUUCAAGCAUGCCUCAAGAACGCGGAGGAGUUGAAGCGGCAGCUGAGUGACCCGAAAACCAGGCUGGAAGCGCAGAUGCUGCUUCAGUUCGAGCUACAAAAACGUCGAAGCUCCUACCCCAACUCUGUGGUUCCUAGCUGGUUCAUCCCGCCCUACGAGGUGGUGCUGGGUAAGCAUAUUGCCCAGGGCGGCUUCGGGGACGUGUACUACGGCAAAUGGUUCGAUACGGAGGUUGUG